AUGUCCAAUAUUCUUUACAAUAAUCAGCAUAAAUUAAACCAAAAGCCUAUUUAUGAUCCAACAGCUUUUAAGAAAAUGCUUGAAACAGCUGAUGAAAAUUUAAUUGGCUUUUUUGAUGAAUUAUAUAUUGGAACUAGAGCUCCUAAUGAGUCGAUUUUAAAGCAUAUUGGAUCAUAUUUACAAACUUCUGGUACAUCUUCAUCUUCUAUUGAUAUAUUAGCAAAUAUAGGAUUUUCAAUAACAAGAAAAACAGUAAAUCGUCAAAAAGCUCUUAUUUCUGAAAGUCAUCAAGAUACUAUAAAUAAUUACUGUUUACAAAAUAUUGAAAAUAUGUUUAUACUUAAUAUUGAUAAUUAUCAUAAUAUUCACUGA
Messenger RNA from Rhizophagus irregularis DAOM 181602=DAOM 197198, 372 nucleotides. RefSeq lists its product as uncharacterized. Lineage: Eukaryota; Fungi; Glomeromycota; Glomeromycetes; Glomerales; Glomeraceae. The record is from RefSeq and is a predicted model, not a curated record.